Messenger RNA from Calliphora vicina (urban bluebottle blowfly), 6261 nucleotides. It is a transcript of the gene Neurl4, whose product is annotated as neuralized E3 ubiquitin protein ligase 4. Bases 308 to 5947 code for a protein of 1879 amino acids. The transcript is spliced from 11 exons. NCBI's taxonomy places the organism in Eukaryota, Metazoa, Arthropoda, Insecta, Diptera, Calliphoridae. The record is from RefSeq and is a predicted model, not a curated record.
AAAAUUUUGUUUACGUUUAUUAAACUGAAAGAAAAAUUGCAAAAAUAUAAAAUAUACGCAGACGCAAAAUAAAACAAAAGAAAUCAAGAAAUAACAGGACGAAAACGUCAAAUUGAAAAAAUUUUACUAGAGAAAUUUUCACUUUUCUAAUAAAGAAAAUUUUCUAGUUAACACGCGAUCUGUUAAUUAGAGUUUUAGGAGGAAUUAAAAUAUACGAUUAAAACAAACUAAUAAGAAUUGUAAAGAGAAAAUAAAUAACUUCAAAGAAUUAAAAAUAAAGCAAAGCCUUUGAUAUUUAAAAGAAUCCAUGGCUACUGGUGGAACAACUAAUAUAGGUGGUUCAAGUGGAGGAAUUAAUGCUACCAAUGUUAAUUUACAAUUAUUACAAACAUUUCAUCAACGUUGUGGACGCCGCAUUACUUUGUCCAAUGGUAACCGUACAGCGACACGUUCUGCUAGAGAUUUUAGCCAUGCAUUGGUAUUUAGUGCAGAGUCUUUGUUAGAUGAUGUUUUGUUUGAAGUGGUUAUAGAGAAAAAGAAUCAUUGCUGGGGUGGUAGUAUAGAAAUUGGUGUUACCUCGGAAUCGCCAGAAAAAUUGGAAUUGCCAUCAUGUGCAACGGUGAUGCGUAAUGGUACUUGGGUUAUGUCAGGCAUAGAUGUGCGCAAAGAUGGUUUGUGUCUGACCGAAUUUUAUGGCACCGAUUUGGAGACUUUAAAUGAAAAUGAUCGCGUGGGUGUUAUGCGUACUUCCAAUAACGAGUUGAUUUUCUAUGUUAAUGGUGAAUCGCAGGGAAUUGCAGCGCGUAAUAUGCCCAAUCCAUUGUGGGCGUUAGUUGAUCUUUAUGGACGAUGUAUUCAAGUCUCCAUAUGCCCGGUUGAUGGAACUGGUGGUGGGGAAUUUUCCGAUACUUCAUCUCAACAUUCCCAACAAGUAGUACAAAAUAUUGAUGUACCAAUGUGUGUGGAUGUUACUGUCACAAGUUCAUUUAAUCCCCAUCCCACAAGUACGCACUCAGAAUCGGCUGGUUCUCUUGCAACAGCUGCUGUACUCUCCUCACUGCCCACUUCAGGAUUUUGCAGUCUCCCAUUGACCAAUGCAGGCACUACAACGUCUUCAAUAUCAUCUUCAGUGGGUGAUUAUUAUGACAUGAACGAUCGUUUAAGAUUUCAUACUCGUUGUGGUUCGCUGGUGAAAUUGUCACCAAAUUGUCGUUCGGCUGAGAGACGCAGACCUUUGGAUGAGUUUAACAAUGGCGUUGUCAUGACACACCGGCCGCUAAAGGACAAUGAACUCUUUGAGAUACGCAUUGAUAAGUUGGUAGACAAGUGGUCUGGUUCCAUAGAGGUGGGCGUAACAACACACAAUCCGAAUGUCUUACACUUUCCGGCCACCAUGACCAAUAUGCGUUCGGGCACUAUUAUGAUGUCGGGCUGUGGUAUUUUGACUAAUGGGAAGGGAACGCGUCGUCAAUAUGGUGAAUUUAAUUUGGAUGAACUACGUGAAGGAGAUCGUGUUGGUAUGAUGCGUAAAUCGAAUGGUAAUUUACACUACUAUAUCAAUGGCCAGGAUCAGGGUGUGGCAGCGACCAGAGUAGCUUCAACUUUAUGGGGUGUUAUAGAUCUAUAUGGCAUGACCAUUAAGGUUACCAUAGUAGAUCGCGAUGAGAGAGAACAACAGAAUUUGGUGACCAGACGUAAUAACUUCAUAUCUUCCAAUGCGGCUGCCGCCAUAGGAGGUUUAGGAAAUACCUUAAUUAAUGGCAAUGGCCUGGGCAAUUCUGCUGCCCCGACGCCAGUUUUAAGUCUAUUGAGUCCAGAAAGUGAGGUGGCUGCCAUGGCAGAUUCUGCUCUUACCGCUCCAGUGGGUAACCAACGCAAUGAUGAUCGUUUAACGUUUCAUCCCUUGUGUGGUUCACAUGCUUGUGUAACACACUCGGGUAGGACGGCUUUAAGACCAAAUGCUUCGGAUGACUUUAAUAAUGGUGUGGUGCUGACAAGAAGACCUUUAAGGCCUAAUGAAUUAUUUCAAGUGCGUUUGGAACGUGUGGUAACCAAAUGGGCAGGCUCCGUGGAAAUGGGUGUAACCACUCAUAGUGCCGAGGAAUUGGAUUUUCCAUUUACCAUGACCAAUGUUAGAGAUGGUACUUGGAUGAUGACCGGUAAUGGUGUUAUGCACAAUGGCAUAACUGUUAUCGAAAAAUAUGGUGAAAACUUGGAUCGCCUGCAGGUGGGUGAUCGUGUCGGUGUAGUGCGCAAAGACGAUGGCACUUUGCAUUUCUUUGUUAACGGUGUCGAUCAAGGUCCAGCUGCCACCAAAGUACCCGAACGUGUUUAUGGCGUUAUCGAUUUGUAUGGUCAGGCUGCCCAGGCUUCCAUUGUCGAUACUUCCGAGUGUAAUAGUCCUGACACGGGAAAUUCCACUAUAUCAAAUACCACUUUAUAUAGUGAAACUCCUUUAAGAUUUCACACGAUACAUGGUAAAAAUGCCAGCAUUUCGAAUAGCGGUUUGACGGCUUCACGACCCAACUCUUUGGCGGAAUUUAAUGAUGCCAUUGUGUUUAGUAAUAGGCCCUUAAGGCAGAGAGAACUAUUCGAGGUUGUACUGGAGACCAUGGUACGCCAUUGGUCGGGUAAUAUUGAAAUCGGUGUGACUGGUUCCCGGCCCGAAGACAUACAACUUGCUGCCAAUGCCACCGAAAUGGAUGCUAAUGAUACCAUUAUUUUGUGUGGUCCCAUGAUUUUCCAUAAUCGUAAAAAAUUGCGUUCAAAUGUUUUGGUGGAUUUGGAUACUUUAGGUGCCGGCGCUAGGGUGGGUGUUAUGCGCAAUGGCGACUAUUUGCAUGUCUAUAUCGAUGGUGUUGAUCAGGGUACGGCUUGUGAGUGUCGUUCACCAAACGUUUGGGCUGUCAUUGAUUUGUAUGGUCAGUGUGCCCAGGUUUCUCUCACCCAAACACCAGUUGCUGAUAUGCGUGCACCUUAUGCUACUAGCGAGAAUUCUCAAAGUUGUCAGGCUACUUCCGUUAUACAGCCGGCUACACUGGAGACCAAACAUCGUUGGACUUGUAUAUCGGGUAAUGUUACUUUAACACAAAACUGGACUGUGGCUUCACGUUUAACGGGUGCAUCGGCGGCUUUAUCGAGAUGUGUGGUAUUUUCAGAGCAUCCCUUGAGUGUGGGCUCACCAUUCGAAAUAAAGCUGAUGUCACAUAAUCCUUUGUUUGCGGGUUGCCUCAACAUCGGCAUUACCGAUCUCAAUCUUUCCGAUGAUAAUGUGCGUAAAAAUAUACCGUUAAGCAUUAAACGUAUACCAGCAAAUGUUUGGUAUGUCUCCGGUAAUGAAGUGCGCUACAAUUCCACACUCUUGCAAAGAUCAAUGACAUCACUAGAAUGGUUGCGUGUUGGAGAUCGUAUAGCUUUAGAAUUGACACCAACUAGAACACUGAGAAUUCUAUUAAAUUCGGAGGAUAUGAACAUACAAUUUCAAAAUGUACCAAAUGAUGUUUAUGUGGUGGUAGAGUUACAAGGAUCGACCAUGGCUGUACAAGUUACAUCAUCACAGGGACCUACAUCUCCUCUAAGACCGUUUAGUUUACGCUUACAAGAUUCUUUAGAAUUUGGUGUUGAUCCUUUAAACAAACAAGAUUCUAUGUUAGAAUCCAUUGAUUCGGAAGCAUUGGUCUAUGAAUUUUCCGAGUAUUAUGGUAAAAAUAUACGUUUAUUGGAAGAUCAUAGAUCGGCCAUGCGUACACAGUCGUAUAAUAAUGCUUUGGUUUAUGUUACAAAACCUUUGUGCAAAGGCGAAAGUAUAAGUAUAAAAAUCGAUGCCAUAAAUACCAAAUGGAAGGGUACUAUUGGCUUAGGUGUGGUGGGACAAUGUCCCAAUUUAACAAACUCGUCAGCUCUACCACCGUCCAUUAUGCAAUGUAAACGUCCUUGUUGGGUGGCCACACAUGAUUAUAUUAAUAUAAAUGGCCAAAAAAUUGCCUCUAAAUAUGGUGAAGCUCUGGAACAUAUACAGCCUGGCACUGUAAUAACCAUGACUUUAACACAUGCUGGCAUGUUAAUUAUUAUGGUUGGCUCUAUAAAUUUGGAAGAUUUGACAGCUGGUCUUUCAAAUCAUGUUUAUCCCGUUUUCGAUCUAUAUGGUAAAUGUGAACGUAUUACCAUUAUUACCGGCAGCGAUGCUGCCCGCAAUGGUACACCAAUUGUUGAAGAAUCCUCAGCUUUAGAGCAUGAUUCUUUGAAUGAUCAAGAUUCAAAUGUGCCGCAAUGCGAAAAGGCCGAUUUGGAAGUACACGAAAAAGAAACUGAACAGCCGUCGGCCGUAAAUAUGAAUGGCGCUUCUUCCACUGCUAUGAGCCGUUCCGUUAUGGAAAGUGUUUCGGAGAAUUUAUUAUUAAAUAUGUCCAUUAAAAAUCGUUCAGUUGAGCAAAGUCGUGUAGAGCCCAGUUCUUCGUCGUCAUCGUCAUGCUGUCUUCGGGAAUCUCUACAACUCCAACACACUACCAACCUCAAUAUACAACGCAGCCAAAGUACACAAAGAUUUUUGUUUCAUAAUGCUUUGAUUGCAUACGCCUACACACCGCCCACUGAUAAUUAUUUAAUAGUUGUUGAUGGUCCAUCGACAUCGUCUGCUACGCCAACCACAACAACGGUUGCAACCAAUCAACAAAACUACGAUACAAAUAAGGAAAUUGAAAAUAUCGAAGAACUAGGAGCUGUUGGUGGUUCUUCACCACGAGAAGAUGUUAGUUGUGAAUCCAAAGAGAAUUUACAUGAGUUAAAUGAAGAGGCCAAUUUGGCUUUGCAGCAACAGCAACGGAAUGAAGAUACAAACUAUGACAAUACCAAUGAUUUAGAACAGGACAGUAAUGCUGGCAAUAACUUGGAAAUAAAUGCCAACCCUGGUACAGCAUCGGCAUCUAUAGCUGUUGUAGUGGCGGAGGAUAAUGAAUAUAGAGAAAAUCCUUUAGAAGCAAAUGAAGAACAAGAAGCUAAUGUGGAAGUUUAUAAUGAUCGUUUGUUGUUUUUGAGACAAUUGCAUUUGCAAAGACGCCAGGAACAGCAGAGAUUACAACAGCAACAUUUCAAUUUGGAAAAUAAUUCUUCCUCAUCGUCUACCCAAUUCGAUAGUAUGCAAUCUAUAGCUUCUAUAGAACGUAAGGAUUGUGAAUAUUUGAAAUUGGUGCAACAAUUCCGUAGCUCUCUUGUACUGCCUGAUACCUUUUUCCAAUCGACCGUAGAACCCAUUUGUUUUUGUACUCAUUGUAAUGCCCAGGCCUCGGAGAAAUUGCAUGGUUGGGUUUAUUUUAAAUUAAAUCAACAAACAGUCAACUCCAACUCAUCCACACAGCAUGCUUUAGAUGCUGAUAUACAUGGUGACUGGUUACCUUUGUUCUAUAUGACUAGGGUUGAUAAAAUACGAGCAAUAUUAGAUCAUGGUCAACCCUUACCCAUGGACACAAAUGGUGAAACUCACAAUCAUGCUUCAGGCAAUCAAAAGGAUGAACCUGGUACAAGACUUGAAUUACAUUUUACACCAAAUUCCACAGCUAUUAUACCCAUAAAUCAACAGCAUAAGUAUCACUACAAUGGCCAGGCCUAUAAAAUCAAUACAGCUUUUGAGGUGUAUGUCAGGCGACAAAGUAUAUGUGCUUCUUCCAAAUCAACAGCAAAUGAUGCCACAAAACUGCAUGAGGCUGAGAGACGUUCGUCUACUUCAGAUGUUGAUCUAGCCUGUUCAUCAUCCUCAAAUACAGCUGGCGGCCAUAAUGCCAAUACAGCUGUAGACAGUUAUGCUGGUCCCUCCACUUCGCUCUCAUCUGCUCCUGUUAUUAAGGAUCAGACAUGGUUCACCAAAGAGGCUGGCGCUUGUGUCAUUACAGCCUUAAUACUCAAACUGGAUAAAUUGUCAUCAUCCGUGACAGCGGCUAAUGAAUUGCAUUAGUUUUGUAAAGUUUUUGAUCUAUUAUUAUACAUGUAGAAAAGUAUAUACUUACAUGGUUAUAAAUUUAUAUAAAUAUACAUAAAUGCUUUAAUAUUUUGUCGUCUAAAUAUAACAUUCUUUUCCAUUUUUGGCACAAAAAGGAGCACUGAUUAGUCUUUAAUUUUGUUUUCCAAGCAAAUAUAUACCUUAAGUUAUAAAUAAAAAUAAUUGCAUAAAUUAUAAAUACAUACACUCUAAAUAUUAAUCAAAAUUGUAAAAUAAAAGAAAUACCAACAUUAAUAAAUUUCGACAAAUUUAAUUAAUUUCGAAGAAAA